AUGACAAACGUUUUAGUCGAGCUAGUAGAAAAAGAUGGUUUAAGUCAUAUUAUUCACAUAGAAGAUACGUUUAAUGCCGAAGAUUUACAAAAUUAUCUUAAUUUAAUAAAAAAUAGUAAUGAAUUUUACACAUUUUACAUUGAGAAUGAAGUUUUUAAAACAAGUAUUAAAAAUAUUAUAGAAAAAUACAGUUAUAGUUAUGAAACGAAAAUAAUUAUAGAAGUCGAACCCGACAAAAAUAAAUUUGAUGUAGAAAUAGACUUUGAUGAGUCAAUAUCAUUUAUAAAAUAUUGUGAAAAGCAAAAUUGUAUUAUUGUAGGCUUAUAUUUAACUGAUAUGAAAAUAUUUGACAACGGGUUAAUACAAAAUUUUAGCAAUGAAAUCGGUAGAUACGUUGAUGUACGAAAUUUUGCAUCGGAUAGGAAUUUACAAGUAGCUUAUUCUACAGAAAAAGGGAUUUUUAAUAUAACAGAAGGUAAAAUAUAUCCUACUGAAAAUAUUUCUGCACUUCAAGCUAUUAAUGGCAAGAUUUUUUAUGGACAGACCGAUGGUAAGUGCUAUGAAUUAAAUGACUGCGCUACGUGUAUAGCAGAUACAAAUGGGUAUAAAAUUGUUAAGAUUUUACAUUUAUACGAUAAAAUACUAUUUAUUGCCAGUAACGGAUCUAUAAUUUACUACAAUAAUAACUGUAAUUCAGUAAAAAAGAACUAUUUUAUAACAUCUGCUGAUUCAUUUAAUAAUAUUUUAUACUUGGGAACAUCUACUAAUAUGUUUUAUAUUGUCAAAGAUGAUACAGAAACAGGUUACCAAGUAGAUAUUAGAUAUAUUGAUUUUAUUAAAGUUUUGAAUGAAAAUUUAUUGAUUAUUUCGGGUCAAUAUCUUGUACAAAUAAUCCAAUUAGAUCCAUACAAAGUUUUAAAUGAAUUUAAAUUUGUGGUUGAAAUUAGUGGGAUUGCUGUAAGCAAAGGUAAAUUGUUUAUUAGUUCUGGUACUAAACUGUUUGGUACCAAAACUAAAUUUUCGCAAUAA
Messenger RNA from Vairimorpha ceranae, 1029 nucleotides. RefSeq lists its product as hypothetical. The transcript has a single exon. NCBI's taxonomy places the organism in Eukaryota, Fungi, Microsporidia, Nosematidae. The record is from RefSeq and is a predicted model, not a curated record. Bases 1 to 1029 code for a protein of 342 amino acids.